AUGCUUGGCGAGAAUGUGGAGACGCUGGAGAACAUGACCACCCAAACGGCCAAGUACGCCAAGUGGUACGUGAGGGUCCUCGACCCGAAGGUCAUUGAUGACACGUUCACUGCGAGUAGCGAAACAGUGGAAGUGCAAAAGUUCAGUUGCGUUUUGGUGUCAAACGCGCCCGCGCAGUACAUGCUCGGCGCGGUGCCCGUCAGUUUCAAAAAUCGGAAUGCGGCAGUCGAAGCCUCCAGAAAAUUCACGGCGGACUCCGCGUGGGAGCUCCGGACCCCGAGCUUCGACGCCAGAGCCAAGUCGGACUUCGUCGGCGGCCCGUUGAAAUCGGUGGUCUUGCUUUGCAGCCCGUCCACGCUGACCCGAGUCCCGCCCGCCGGCGCGGAAGCGUCGGCGCAUCUCGCUAAGGAGCUGCAUAUCGAAUUGGACAUCGAGGGCGUCGUGGGGCUUCUCGAGGAGAACGCUACUGGUUCAAACCAAAGGGCGGCCUUCGACUUCUGCGGCAACUUCCUCGGCAUCGGCACUUCCAAGCAAGUCACUAAGAACGGCGACCUCCUAAUGGUAGCCGAAGCGGAGUUCGCGGAUGCUGGCGGCGGGAAGAUCGUGGUGGCCGUGUGGAAAAGGGCGCGCGAGUACUUCGCCCACGUGCGCCCGGGGUCUGGCGUCGCUGUGCUCGGAAGCAGUGCUGCGCUUGAGAACGGCGAGGUGAAGAUCAACAUCUGGCCAGGGGCCCACAUCGGCACCGUUGGCGAUCCGGCCCAGUCUCUGACAAGCUUGGACGCCACCAGUCUGUCGGCCGAGGUGCUCACCGCCCAGUUGGCGCCGUCUUCCAGUGGCGGUUUAGCGAGUGUCAUGAAGGCCGCGGCGCACUCCACGUGCGCUGUGGCGUUGGCCGACGCGAUUGCCCACCCCCAGCCCAUCGCGUUCCAGAUCAACCGGUGCCUCCUGGACGCGCCGCUACAGCGGGGCACGAUGCGCGCGCAGGACGGUCGUUUCCUCUUCCAGAAUUGCCGUCUUCGGGAUGCCGCCGGGGGGGUGGACGUAGACAUGGUCACCGAUGCCGCCCCGACACUCUACGACUGCUCGACUCCUGACGAGGUGGCGGCCCAGCUUGACGCCCAGUCCUUGACAAGCUCCAAGCACCGGUUCAACAUUCGGGGCAAUCUCCGCCAGGAGAACGGGGUGGCCAAGCGAUGCAUCAUGGAGGUGGGCAUCGCGCCUCUGGACGCAAUGUUUUCCACGAGUGCCUUGCGUAUGUGCUACAGCCUCUCCGUGGUGUCCGGCGAUGUCGUUCUGCCAGUGCCUGUGGGUCGCAUCGUCGAGGGCCCGCUCCAAGGUUUGGCAGUCUGCCGCGACGGUGCCAAAAACAUCGGUGCAAACCGGGUGUGGCUGCUGGUGCGCGGCCAAAGCGCCACCAAAAUGGAGUCCCUCGACGACGCGAAGGCGCUAACAUAUCAGGUCACGGGUAAGGCGGCUGGGCGCGCGUUAUUCAGGGUGGACGUCCGGAAACUCAAAGCCGCGUUCUUGUGGCUCAAGGCCAACAACCCCUACUACGCGAACGUGGGGUGGCGAGACGACGCCGCGGGUGCGUGGGCCGGAGACGGCGCGCAAGUGGGUGCCACCCGGGAGGCCGACGACGACUCCGCGCAGGUCCCGCCAGUCACUCCAACGUGUUUCGAACGGUGGAUGGGGCUCGCCGUCUCAGAGGCCGCGGCAGGGGGGGGACCGUCCUGCGCGCUUCGGGCCAUCCGCUCCCUUGAUGCACAUGACUGCCCGGUGGACCUCCAUGUGUUCCGCGCGGAGCUGGAUGCAGUGAUGAUAGAGCAGUGCGGCGAGGACUCCGAGGUCGUGCACGCCGGUGCCGCCGCGUCAGCCGAGGCGGGGGAUGACAUGGGCCUGCGAGAAGACGCGGUCCACUCGCUCGCAGGCGCGGCCGAGGAGGUCCUCGGGCGGCGAGACGAGGCGCCAGGCUUCGCCAGCGCGCGCCCCGCUGCGGACCCGCCUGCAGGAGACGCGUCGCACGGCCACGGUCGGAAGCUGAAGUAUCCGCGCGUCGAUCCGCCCGACGUGGAAGACGAGCCCGGGCAGGCCGUCCGGGAGGACACGCCGGGGUACAUGGCGAAAGCCUCCCCGCAAUUGUUCCCGCGCGAGGUCGGCGACUACCGUGGCGACAGGGGCGGCUUGCGCCGCGCGCUUCGCUUCGAAGAGUGGGGCCGGCGCGUUGUGCUGUGGCGCAACGGGCGGUUCGUGCGCCGCGCCAGGUUCCGCUACUGGCUCUUGGACACCACGCUCCGAGUUAUGGUCCCGGGCGUCCAGCGGAUAUGUUUUCGCGCCAAGAAAGUGUGCCAAGACAACGCGCUCGAUUCGUUGAUGGGCAGGGGCAAACGCCGUGAGCUGGCGAAGCAGAUGUCGACCGUAACGAACUUGAUCCCGGGGUCCGUCGGCGAGAGGCGCAAUAUGCGCCAGCAGCCCGAAGCCAUGGUUCACCCGAUCGAAGCGGAGAUGGCCGACUUCGGGAUGAACGGUGGCGCCGGCAAGAUCCCGUCCGGCUUUUGUACGCUUGCCUGCAGCGUGUACAAGCGGGCACAGCUACGCGCGACGCUGUUGAAGGCAUGCCCUUCUGGUGCCGCCAGCGAUCCCGCGUGUCGGGGGCGCUGCGCGCAGCGGACGCAACUCCCUUCAGGUCCAGACAGGGAGGCCGCCAUGAACAAAACGUACUACCAGCUGUCAGUGCGGGACCCAGGUGCUGUGGCGUGGUACUGCGCCGUCGAGCUGGAGAUGCCUACGGCCUUGACCGCGGCGUUGCUGACAGAGCAGCUGCAGUCCGACUCUGUGCCUGGGCACGGCGCACUGCGGAAAAUCCAAGCGGAGUUGGGCUCGCGCAUGGGCGAGGACAUCACCUUGGGAGGCAACCCUGACCUGCGCCAUUUCGGCCAGGUCGACGACUGGUACGUGACGUACGAAUGGAGAGACGAGUCAGGGGCCGUGGAGAUUGACGAGCCUGUGCCUGGUCAACACGCCGUGCCGCAAGCAGAGGCCGCGGAUCGUCUGGCCGCGUUCUGGGACCGCGCCUACACUGAAUACAACGUGGCAAAAGCCAUGUCGCCCGGGCUGCCCGAGGCAGUGCCAACUGGCGGGGGCCUGGCGGCAGGCCUUGCCAACGCCGUAUCGGGCGCCUCGGCAGGUGUUGUCGGCGCGCGUCAGGCGCUCGGGCCCGCGGGCGAGAAGCAAGUUCGAUCUCCUGAGAGUAUUUCGUACGAGGCUCAUGCCCGCUGUCUCUUGGGUAGCCUCGAUGCCGGCGGCGCUGCUGGUGAACGCUACUGGGUCGAGCUGGUCGUCAUCCUGGAGGGCUGCUCCAGAGCGCCACGUGACGUUCUGCAGACGGAGCUCCUCGAGCCAGGCAUUGCCAGCUCGGGGGCUCGGCAAGCAAGAGCCAUACUUUGCUUCGUCACGGCGCUGGCGGAGUGGGUGAACAUGCGCGACUUGCACAAACCUUAUGCCAUGGGCCAACCCGCCAAAGACCAGCGGUGCGCGCGCGUCGACGACGAGCAUUCCACCAUGGAGCGUGUUAUGGCGGCACGGGACUGCCAUUUUCUCAACAACUUCGCCCCCAUCGUCAUGCUGGCCAUGCUGUCCAACAUGGACUUCAAGACCACGUUGACCAAAGACGCGGUCAUCGAGUACAUGGCCAAGUACAUGGCCAAGUCCGGCCAGGGGGCGCUGAUCAAGGUCAUGGAGCACAGUUUCUCCGUGUGCAUGGAGAAAGCCAGAGAGUGCCAGCAAGGCACCGGGUCCGCCGUGCUCCAGUGGUUCAACCUCCAGUCGACCAGCGAGGUCAAGUCCCAGCUCCAGUGCGUGCACCUCAUCUUCUGGGCUCCGCGCUUCAUGUGCACACGGGAGUUCAGGGACCUGUUCCUCAAGGCCGAAACCAGGCAACCCAAGGCGAUGACAAAACCCGUGGCCGAUGAUGACCCGGGCGCUCGCAUCGUCCAGAAAUCCCAGGCGGAGCACUACGCGAGCCUGUGGGAAUGGAAAUUACCGUCGAAUGCUGCGCUCUCCAAGCGGCACCCGUUGACAGCGGAGCCUUUGUGGGCGUUCAUACUUCGCAGGGCGGGGGCGUCCGGCGACAGCGUGGUGCUCAAGCCAGCGCCCGACAUCGUCGUCAUCCAUCCUGUGGGCAGGUUCGGUCAGGCGAAGACUGAUGCGCAGUGGCGAGACGCGUGCAUCUGGACUCUUCUGGCGCACUGCAACCAUGGCGAGACGUGCAAGGGAGCGUUUCGGGGCGCCGAGCACCUGGCCGGUUUCACCGACGAGGCUGUGGCCGAGCUGAUGCAGCGCUUUGCAGCCGCCCAGCCCGGCGAGCGCUUGA
Prorocentrum cordatum is the source of this 4369-nucleotide messenger RNA. The record is from the annotation of a GenBank genome assembly. NCBI's taxonomy places the organism in Eukaryota, Dinophyceae, Prorocentrales, Prorocentraceae.